AUGGACUUUUGGCAGAGUCUUCUUGACUUACUCUCUGGUGAUGACUCCAACAUACACGACGACAUGCAUAUUAAUGAGCGAGAAUCUGCCGCCGAUGCAUUCUCGCGUAAUCCCACCCCCGAGGGAGCAUUCUCGCCCGCAUUGGACGCGUUGUGCGGCACGCGCUGCGAGGACGGCUGCUGCUGGCUCGCCAUGGAGAGGACGAGGACGGACACAUCGGCUGCUUCGGCUUCAUUACAAGCUGCUUCUAAUUACGUAGUGAUUGAAUUCUUUUGGAUUUUGAUGAAAUAUAAGUUAGAGCUCUGUUUUGGAGGGCUGGGAACUUGA
Molecule: messenger RNA, 327 nt
Organism: Gryllus bimaculatus (two-spotted cricket)
Lineage: Eukaryota; Metazoa; Arthropoda; Insecta; Orthoptera; Gryllidae
Source: the annotation of a GenBank genome assembly